GUCACGUGAGCAGUCCCCGCCUCCCUCAAGUCAUGCCCCGCAAACGCCCGUUCAGCGCCAAGAGGAAAAAACAGCAACUCCGGGACCGGCGGGAGCGGAAACGGGGCGAUGCCCCGGGGGGGCCCGACUCGGGGCCCGGCAGCCGCAGCGGGAGCCGCGAGAGGGGCAGCGAUGGGACCCCCGGAGACCCCCCCGGGGACCCUCCGGGACCCCCCCGGCGUCACGACCCCGGCAGGUUCCGUCUCCAGCUGGGGGGGCCCCGGGCACAGGCCUUGGCUCAGCGCCGGCGUCGGGCACAGGAGGAGCCCCUGGAGCUGCUCCCGGAGAGCGCCCUGGAGCUGGACCCCGACACCAUCUACGGGCCUGGGCUGGAUUUCCCCCGGAGACCCCCCUGGAGCUUCGCCAUGAGCCCCCAGGAGCUGCGGGCGCGGGAGGAGGAGGCGUUUGGGGCCUUCCUGAGGAGCCUCCGGGACGGGAACCCCCCCGGGGGGGCUCAGGAGGGGGGGGACAGCCAGGAGGACGAGGAGGGGGCGGGCCUGGCACCCUUUGAGCACAACCUGGAGACGUGGCGGCAGCUCUGGAGGGUUCUGGAAAUGUCCGACAUCAUCCUGCUCAUCACCGACGCCCGGCACCCGGUGCUGAACGUGCCCCCCGCCCUGGCCUCCCACGUGACCCAGGAGCUGGGCAAGGGGCUCAUCCUCAUCCUCAACAAGGUGGACCUGACCCCCCCCGCCGUGGCCACCGCCUGGACCCACCUCCUGCGGCACCGCUUCGCCCCCGCCCGCGUCGUGCCCUUCACCUCCGCCCCCUCCCGCGGGACCCCCGCCCCCGGGCUGCGGCGGCAGCGGAGGCGGGGAGGGGGCGGCUGGAGCCGGGCGGUGGGACCCCGACUGCUGCUCGAGGCCUGCGAGGGCAUCGUGGGGGGCGAAGUGGACCUGAGCAGUUGGCGGGCGCGGCUGGAGCGGGCGGAGCAGCAGCAGGAGGAGGAGGAGGAGGAGGAAGAGGAGGAGGAGGAAGAGGAGGAGCAGCCGGAAGGGGCGGAGGACGAGGACGGACACGGGGACGGCCCCGCGGCCCCGCCCCGGCAGUGGGAGCGGUACCGGCACGGCGUCCUCACCCUGGGCUGCGUCGGGCUCCCGAACGCGGGCAAGUCGUCGGUGGUGAACGCCCUGAUUGGCCGCAGCGCCGUGGGCGUGUCCCGCACCCCCGGCCACACCCGCUACUUCCAGACCCACUUCCUGACGCCCACGGUGCGACUCUGUGACUGCCCCGGGCUCGUGUUCCCCUCCAGGGCACCCCCAGAGCUCCAGGUCCUGGCAGGGGUGUACCCCAUCUCCCAGCUGCAGGAGCCCUACACGGCCGUGGGGUAUUUGGGGUCCCGCCUGGCCCUGCCCCCCCUCCUGCAGCUCCGCCCCCCGAACGGCCCCGCCUGGACCGCCUGGGACCUGUGUGAAGCGUGGGCAGAGAAGCGGGGGUACCGCACGGCCCGCGCCGCCCGCCCCGACGUGUACCGGGCGGCCAACGCCCUGCUCAGACUGGCGGCCGAGGGGCGGCUGCGGCUCUGCCUCAGACCCCCGGGCUUCACCCAGGAGAGGGAGCUGUGGGAGCAGCACCCCGACACGGCCGCCCUGGCAGCGCUGACGGAGGCGGGGGGAGCCCCCCAGAACCCCCCCGGGGAGGGGUCGCCCUCGGAGGGGGAGGAGGAGGAGGAGGAAGAGGAUGAUGAAGAGGAGGAAGGGGAGGAGCCUGGUGAGGCCACACCCCCUCCCGGCCACGCCCCCAACCCCUUUGCCCUGCUAGGGGAGGAUGAGUGUUAGCCACGCCCGUUUUGUGGGCGGGGCCAUCGCCAGGCCACGCCCCCCCCCCGACACUAAUGCCAUGUAUGGAAUAAAGGGAGGUUUAUUUGUGCA
This is a messenger RNA of Pipra filicauda (Wire-tailed manakin), 1910 nucleotides long. RefSeq names its product G protein nucleolar 1 (putative) (gene GNL1). The record is from RefSeq and is a predicted model, not a curated record. The transcript is spliced from 12 exons. Gene Ontology annotation, molecular function: GTPase activity; GTP binding. Bases 33 to 1817 code for a protein of 594 amino acids. Lineage: Eukaryota; Metazoa; Chordata; Aves; Passeriformes; Pipridae.